This is a messenger RNA of Passer domesticus (house sparrow), 1412 nucleotides long. It is a transcript of the gene DIO1, whose product is annotated as iodothyronine deiodinase 1. Gene Ontology annotation, biological process: thyroid hormone metabolic process. Gene Ontology annotation, molecular function: thyroxine 5'-deiodinase activity. Lineage: Eukaryota; Metazoa; Chordata; Aves; Passeriformes; Passeridae. The transcript has 4 exons. The record is from RefSeq and is a predicted model, not a curated record.
UCCCCCUCACCCUCUACCUUUGCCCCUGCCUCGCAUUGUGCUCCCACUGCGAGCAGCCAGACCUCUCCAGCACCAUGUCGGGCAUCAGGGUACUGCUGCAGAAAACCCUGAUCCUUCUGCAGGUCACCCUCUCUGUUGUUGUGGGCAAAACGCUGAUGAUACUGUUCCCCAACGCCAUGAAGAGAUACAUCCUGAAGAUGGGCGAAAAGAGCAGAAUGAACAGGAACCCAAGGUUCAGCUAUGAAAACUGGGGCCCGACUUUUUUCAGCUUCAAGUAUUUGCAGUUUGUGCUGAAGGUGAAGUGGAAGAGGCUGGAGGAUGAAGCCUACGAGGGACAGCCUGCUCCCAACACUCCCGUGGUGACCCUCGGCGGGGAAGUUUGUCACCUCCUGGAUUUCGUGAGAGAAAACCGACCUUUAAUCCUGAACUUUGGAAGCUGCACCUGACCUUCAUUUAUGCUGAAAUUUGAUGAGUUCAACAAGCUUAUCAAAGAUUUCAGCUCAAUAGCAGAUUUCCUUAUCAUCUACAUUGAGGAAGCUCAUGCAGUAGAUGGAUGGGCUUUUAAAAACAACAUAAUUAUUAAAAAUCACAGAAGCCUUGAAGAUCGAAAAAUCGCAGCACAAAUUCUUCAGAAAAAUCACCCUCUGUGUCCAGUGGUUUUAGACACUAUGGAAAACCUGAGCAGCUCCAAAUACGCCGCGCUGCCAGAGCGACUCUACAUGCUUCAGGGAGGGAAGGUCAUCUACAAGGGAGGAGUGGGGCCUUGGAAUUACCACCCUCAGGAAAUACGUGCCAUCCUGGAAAAACUGAAAUAGGAAAAGAAGAGGACUUCGAAGCAAAAACUUUUGGAUAAAGAAGUGCAAAAAUAAUUUGUCACAGACCUAAGCCUAAGGAACAAAACCAGAAUUUAAAAACAGCCAUAGAGAGAAAAAAAGAAGCAUGUUGUAUAUGCAUGUAAGGAGCAUCUGGAAUGAGGCUCAUUAUGUUUGUCUAGAAGCUUUCAGGUGUCAUCCCUACAACACCAACUUCUGCUCUGUAGUAACUGACUACUCUUACACCACAUGCAGAUAUGUGGGAGCUGGGUCCAUUGAGCUCUGGAUACCAACAUUUACACUUGUGAGGAAUAUCCUGCAGGAUAAACUUCAGGGUGGUGGCAUUUGCAAGAGUCCACUAGCAUGCAAUGCAACUGAUUUCACAUUACUAUACACAUUGCACUUGUAUUUAUAAAAUGUUCCCUUUCAGUGACUUCAGGAGGCUUCUGAGCAAGACAAUCUCUGUCAACAUCUGUUUCCAUGAGUAUUUGUUAUGAUGGUCCCAGCCUAAAGCACUGGCGGCUGUGACCUGAUUCUAGAAAAUAUUUAUAGAAACAAGGGAUUGCUCUACAAUUAUUAAAAGUCUAUCAAAACACUUCA